Messenger RNA from Rhinolophus ferrumequinum (greater horseshoe bat), 4220 nucleotides. RefSeq names its product desumoylating isopeptidase 2 (gene DESI2). The record is from RefSeq and is a predicted model, not a curated record. The coding region runs from base 509 to 994 and encodes 161 amino acids. Gene Ontology annotation, biological process: protein deubiquitination. Lineage: Eukaryota; Metazoa; Chordata; Mammalia; Chiroptera; Rhinolophidae. The transcript has 4 exons. Gene Ontology annotation, molecular function: deubiquitinase activity.
ACCGUAGUUGUUGAGACUCCGCCUUUUAGCUUCAGGCAGCGAGUGGGGGAAUCCCCCACCGCAUUCUGGGAAUUACAUUCUUUCUGGGACCCCGCUCCUCUAUGGUGGUGAGGCGCAGAAGCUGCGCCAUUUUAGGUCCCGGGGUACCAGCAGUAAAGACCCGGAGUGCAGGCAGGCUCAGCCCCGGCGCCGGGUUGGCCCCGCCCCCGGGGCGCCCGGCGCCCGCCCCUCGCUCCGACCCCGCCUUUCCCCACGUGCCUGCCGCCUAGGGGAGGUGCCUGAGCCAGAGCGGGCCUGCCACCCGUCCGGCCCCGUCGGCGCAGAGGGUCCUGUCGGCGGCGCCCGGGAGCGGCCCGGCUUCCCGAUGCUCCCGCGCCGGCUUCCGCGGGCCGGGCUGUGCGCUUAGUGCCCAGCUCUGGCUCCCUGAAGCGUCCGCGGGGGUGGGAGCGGCCUCGGCCCCGCGGAGACGGAGCGGCUGGAGGACCAGGCGGCGGCCGCGGGGAGGAGGAUGGGGGCUAACCAGUUAGUGGUGCUCAACGUGUACGACAUGUACUGGAUGAACGAGUACACCUCAUCCAUUGGAAUUGGAGUUUUUCAUUCGGGAAUUGAAGUGUAUGGCAGAGCUGUUGUUUUAGGGAGCACUGAUUUCUUAGAAGAUGAUAUAGAAAAAAUUGUAGAAGAACUGGGAAAAGAAUACAAAGGCAAUGCUUACCAUUUGAUGCACAAAAACUGCAAUCACUUUUCUUCAGCUUUAUCAGAGAUUCUUUGUGGGAAGGAGAUUCCUCGCUGGAUCAAUCGACUGGCCUACUUCAGCUCCUGUAUCCCCUUUCUGCAGAGUUGCCUCCCGAAGGAGUGGCUCACUCCCGCAGCCUUGCAGUCCAGCGUCAGCCAAGAGCUCCAGGACGAACUAGAGGAAGCCGAGGACGCUGUGGCGUCCGCUGCCAUGGCCAGCACUGCAGCAGGCUCCAGGCCGGGGCGCCACACUAAGCUAUAAAUGUCUCCAAAGUCACACAAUCAGAACUGUCCCUGGCAGCUGAAUAUCACAGAGAAAAGUAAAACAGUAAGCGUCCUUUGGAUAUUUCGUAUGCAAAGAUGGCUCUCCCCCAAACCCCAGUUUUUCAGCUCAGGAUUCUAUUUGUAAUCAAAUCACUUGGCACCGGAGGGAGAACUUUGUAUGAAGCUGCCCUCUGUUUUUUUUACCCACUUGUAAAUUUGGAUUUACUUCUUCUGUUUUAUACAAACUCUGUUAAGUUAUGUUUACAGUAUUUUGUAUCGCUGUUUACAAAUCUUGCAUGGACUCCUGCCACCGUGAAAGAAGAAAAUCUUCACGUGUUUAAAAAUUAGGCAGGUAAUCUUUGUACACUUCCGACAAUUGCCAGAGCUAUGGCAUAAAUCCUAGGCACACAAAAAGGUACUCAUGCAAUUAGAGUCACCGUCACCUGCUUAAGAAUUGUCGUGUAGGUUUGUUUGUUUUGUUAGGGUUUUGUCACCAGGAUGCAGAGAGGUGAAGAGCACACACAGCCCUGAGGGCUCGGGACCUUGGUGUGCGGGACAGGUGGCCCGACUCGGGGCCCAGCUCCUCUCAGCACUCCACGCCUCCCACUCCAGGGAGCACGUCUCCUGAGGUCCCCGUCGGACUGUGGCUUCAUCCCAGUGGUCCAUCCACCUAGACAGGUGGUACAUUAUUGUGUCCGUCUGGCUGUAAUUAAGAUGUUUUUCAUAUAUUCUUGCGUAACUGACGAGUGGUUUUUGCACAUGUGUUGGGGGGCUUCAUUUUUAUUUUAAUACUUAUUGACAUCCUCCCUGCACAGGAUUUUAUUGCUGGGGUAGAAAUAUCCUAAAUGGUAGCCUUGUGAGUAGCAGUAUGAGUUGACAUUCAACUGCUUUUAACUAUUCAGGCUACCUUUUAUACUAGACCUUGAAAACUAGUCUAAAGUGAUACACUCCAAAAAGGUAAUUCUUUGAUAUUUCAGACCUUUCAUGUACCAUAUCAGAAAGAUAAUGUUGAGUUUGUGACUUUGUUAUGAGAGUAUUUUCAUCUCAUAAUAGAAAGCCUAGUCUCAUCAACCUCUUGUUUAAAAAUCACGGUUGUGUGUCUUAGAAUUCUCCCUUUUCUGUUACCUCAAAUGUAUGUCUCUUACAUAACAUACUCGAAGGACGAAAUUGUCACCACAGAUAAAUAAGUCCUUGUUAGCAAGGAAUCUGUUUGGUCAAGUCUACUCCCAGUUUGACCCCUGGAUGUAAGAGCCAAGUCAUUACAUGUCAAAUUCAAUUUUUCUGCCUUAAGAAUGAAUGUCCUACGUAAAAUAUUGGAUGCAGUGUAUAAGUUAUCCAAGGCAGUGACUUCAGCUUUAUACAUAUUAAUUUUAAAGUCAUCUACUUUUAUUUAAACUUCUAGAUUGCAUUGUUUGCUAUUCUCUUUGUAAAGAUACAUAUCUUUUAGUAAACUACAUUUUUAACUUUUCCAUAAGCUGAUUUUGAUUCAAUUUAUCAAAUUAAGCACACCCUGUUCAUAGGGAAAAUAAACCUUGUGUUAUAAGCAUUGACUUGAGGAAAAUGAAGCCACUUAACCUAAUUUAUGCUUCUGACUGUUCUGUUUCUGGAGAGGAAAGCCUUUACAAAUUUUGCUCAGUUUUUUGAGGGGAACAGAGCACUUGUUUGAAGAGAUAUGACAGAAAGAAGAAAGGAACAUGUGAUCUUUAUGAAAAGUUCACUUGGUUCAGGUCUCAAAGAUGAGAUUUAGGAUAAAACACUAACAUUUUAGCAGUGAAUUUGUUCUCUCAAAGAAGAAUCUUAUCACAAAACCCAGGUUAGUGAAAAGUGUUUGAUGCCGUUUGCUUGGGGUUUUUGUUUUGUUUUGUUUUAAUAAUGUGGUAGAUGACAGUUUUUUUCUAAUGCAUUGAAGUGUACAUGACUUAAAUCUGGGCUACUGACACACAUAAAGGAGUGGCCAUUCAUUAGACACUUCUUGGUGCAAAGCCGGGAACAUGCCAUCUGUGCUUAUCCAGAAUCCAGCACCUCAGCACACAAACGAUUUUAUUAUUUUGUUGUAUUUACUUUGAUCCGCAGCAUUUGGGCUUUCAAAAGAGUGUAAAGGGUCCUAGUAGAAAUAAGUCAUGGCCUAAGGCGAGUUACCAUACUAACAAUCAGAUAAAAUUCUGGAUGUGAGAUUGAGGUUGAGAAAUAAAGAAAUUAGAAAAUCUCAUUUAAGUCAAUUCCUUCUCUACAGUUCAAAAUUGAGAAUGGAUGUAAUUAACCAGCCUUUAACCUGCUGUUCCUUGCCCUUUGAGGAAACAAAUCUUGCUUCCAACCUGAUCUCUGUUAAGAAAAAUCCUAUAUCAAAAAUCCGGUCAUUAAAAUACAUGUGAUGGAGUCAUAUUCUCUUUGCAGUUGUAACCAAGUGAAGCAUAUUUCUCCUGGGGUGAUUGGACAGUAAUAUAGUGUUAGAGGGGCAGAAGCGGCUGGUUUCUACUGUUUGUUUUAAAGCUCUUGGUUUUUGGUUUUUUUAUCCCUAAGAAAGGGGUAUCAAUUUUGGAAAGUGUGGCCUGUGAAUUGUAGAAGGCGGUGAUGUGGUCGUAAAGAGAGCAUCCACUUGGUGCCUGAAAUCCAGCUCUGACCCAUGGCAGUCGCGCAAGUUACCUUCACCAGCAUUUGUGCAGCGCAGGGAACUCUGGUCCCAGCCAGCUGAGAGCAUUCCGUGUGCGGAGAGCUGACGCUACAGAGAGCUGCAGGACUUCGUCCAUCGCUUCUUUCCAUCACAAAACGGGUAGAAACACACAUGGUCACCGCUUCAGGGCUCUAAUCUGUGUGUCUUCCUAUGGCUCCGUUUCUGUAAACUACUCUGUAAUUUUGAUACAUGCUGGGUUUUCUUUCAGUGACUAAGUUUCAAAGACUUGGGUUUUGUUCAGUAAGCUGGCCAUACCACCACUGUAUCCCCUUCUCUUCGGUGUGGUUUUAGAGUGCACUCCAUUCUUAGACUUCCGUUGUCUAUUCAGUCAAUGCACAUACAUCUUCACUGUUGGAAAGGUGUUACAGCUGUUAAAGAACUUUCAUGAACCUGAAGACAAUUUCUUGUGAAGUUGAAUGCAAAUGUACUGUCAUUCAUAGUGUUUAUAUAAAAAAUACCAGGAAUCUUCACUUUUGCUACCUUGAUAAUAGCAUUGGGCUAUCAUGUUAACAUUGAAAUACAUCAAUUUAUUAAAAAAUACUUUUAUAAGAAA